This is a messenger RNA of Culex pipiens pallens (northern house mosquito), 1844 nucleotides long. RefSeq names its product G patch domain-containing protein 4. Lineage: Eukaryota; Metazoa; Arthropoda; Insecta; Diptera; Culicidae. Gene Ontology annotation, molecular function: nucleic acid binding. Gene Ontology annotation, biological process: regulation of ribosome biogenesis. The transcript is spliced from 2 exons. The coding region runs from base 182 to 1648 and encodes 488 amino acids. The record is from RefSeq and is a predicted model, not a curated record. Gene Ontology annotation, cellular component: nucleolus.
AUCAAAACAAUCAUUUCGACUGCCAUCAGACUCGCUCACCACGCGUUUCCCUUGUUCCUUUCGAAGUAUUCUUUAUUUUAUUUUUGAAAAUGGUGUUCAACUAUUGAAAAUUGUAAAAAUAUCGCGAGUGUUACCUAAAAUUGUGCGGAAUAUAAUUAAACCGUUUUUACCGCCAGCAAACAUGGAUUUCGCCAAAAAUAUUCUCCACAAGUACGGUUGGAGAGAAGGUGAUGGCCUGGGCAAGAACUCGGACGGCAUCGUGAAGCCCAUCAAAGCAAACUUCAAGUUCAACAACUCCGGUCUCGGCACAGAUCAGGCCAAGGAUCACACGAACCGCUGGUGGGAGCGAGUGUUCGACGAAGCGGCCAACAAUCUGGACGUCGGUCCGGCGGGGAAGAUUCGUCAGAAAGAGCACGAUGCGGUUGAGAUUUCCGCCAACAGUUACUCGGUGAAGAAGCUCAAGCAGAAGACGGCCGACGGGAAGGCAAAUUACGGCGGAUUCCUGAAGGCUUCGAGGCUGCUGACGGCCGUCGGGCGGGAAGAGGAGCUGGAGGGACACGUCAAGACCGAGGACAUCGAGUUCAAGCCGACGAAGGUGCUGACGGACGAGGAACUGUUUGCGGCCUGCGGAGGUCGGACGGCGCACAAGGGAGCUCGUCACGGGUUGAAACUGUCGGGGAAGUUGGCCCGGAUUGAGGCGCAAAACAGCAAACUGCUCCAGGAGCUGGAAUCCAAAUCGUUCGAAAAGGUCAUCCAAAGCAACGAUUGGCAGCAGGUGCAGAAGAAGAAAAAGUCAAAGAAAAAGAAACACGACCAGGAGAAGUGGAACGAGCGGCAUGGCGCCGAGGAGGAGGAUGAAUGUAAGGACAUGGUCCACCAUGCAGAUUACGUCGUAAAGAAAAACAAGAAAAAAACAAAGGCUGACCGACGGCUGGAAGCUGACCUGGCGGACGAGCUGGACACGUCCAUGGGAUUCUUCGAGAAGCUGGAGGAAGACGACGGAACCGUGCCCGACCCGGGCCCAAGCAUCGAAGAGGAGGUCGACGUGCUGAACGAAAAAAUCAUGCAACUCGAUUACAAACUGUUUAGCAAGCAGGAUGAAAAGGACGCUAAAUUGAAACGGCUUGACUCCAACUCGGUGCGGAUCAAAAAGAAAAGCAAAAAGAACAGAAAGCAAAAGCAGCCCCAACCCUCCGCGCCACCCCUAGAAGACGACGAUGCGAUGGACCCGCAGGCGCCGCACCGCAAAGACUACAAACCGGAGCAGAAGCGCAACAACAAGCUGCUGCGCGAAACGGUCGAGCACGAGUUCAAAACGGUCAAGCUGGUGAAGCCCAAAAAACUGCUCAAAUCCGACAGCGAGGCGUCGGACAGUGCCGACGAGCAGGACGUCGUCGAGCGCAUUAACAAGGAACGGCUCAAGCUGCAGUCGAAACUGCCCAAAAUCAAGGUCACCGAGGUGGUCGAGGACGGGGACGAGCCGGACCAGCAGCAGGAUCAGGUCGAGCGCGCGCUCGCGGAAUCGUUCAAGGAGAAGCACCGGUACCAGGCAAAACGCAUCGGCAAGCACAGCGUCAAGCGCAAGAAGAGCAAAAAAGAGAAACGUGCUUACAGUCAGUUGACCAAAAAGUUGGAGAAAACUUUGUGAAGUUUGAGCUGGAAGGGUGGCGUGAAAAUGAAAGCAAUCUUGGAGUAAAGCCUUCAGUUUUUGUUCCCUUGCGUGCAGAGGGAAACUGCACUGUUCAUGCGUCUUUAUAAUGAAUUAUAAAAUUAUAUCUUUGCAUUAGUUGUGCUAUAUUGCCGUAUAGGUUUUUAAUCUGUUUAAUAAAAUAAUGAAUUGUAAA